AUGCGCAGCAAGGCUGUUGAACCCAGCCCAAAGGAGACCGCCAACACCAUGUGGGGUAUGGGACGGCCUCAGCAACAAGACAAACUGCUGGCUCUGGCCCUCUCCCAGACCGCUCUGGCACUGCUAUCGAGCGCUCCCUACCAGCCUCGCCCACAAAACCCGGCGAAUGGUUUCCGGGCGACCGGCAAACCGAAGACGUCGGACCUGCCGUCGGUGGCGGCACCGUGCCGUUCGGCGGCGGCGGUCGCAGGCCAGUUUCGGCCGCAGGAGUCCGCAAACUUCGUCUGGGGCAGUGGAACGCCCAGCCAUCGGGGCGCAGCGCUCGGAGCGGCAACGGAUGCCGCGUUUCUGGGCGGAUUCAAUGUCCAGGAGCCCACCAACGGCAUGCGGGCCGCAGGCGUCCUGCAGCCGCCACGCGGCGAGGUGUUGCCAGUGGCGCGGGCGCGGGUCCCGGAGCUUGCGGCGCGGUACCCAGCGAGCCUGGCGCGGUGCUGCGGGCGACCGUCGGCACAGGGCCCGGCGACGGUCCAAUCCACUGCAGCGCUGGCGCGGCAGCGGCUUGGGACGUGCGGCUCCCAAGACCCGGCCAACUUGGCCCAGGCGCUUGGGAAGCUGCUGCUCGUGGACAAGCAGCUGUUUGCCGAGCUCUCUGAUAGAGCCCAAGAGAUUUUGCAGACGCUCAAAGCGCUGGAGAUUUCUAGUGUGGCCUGGGCUUCUACGACCUGUGCCACUGCAGGCGAGAAAUCAUCGGCGGCCUCAGGGGCUGAAAUGCGGCGGCGAGAGCACGUGCCGCGGAGCCUGGCGGGCAUGCUGUGGAUGUUUGCCACGGUGUUGUGGCGGGGCGCGUCCUGGGUGCUAGAAGCUUUGGCCGUGCACGAACCGAGCCCGCAGAGCGUUGCCUCCGCGGUGCGGUGUGCUGCGCGGCUGUCCGUAGAGCUCCCCAGAAGCCAUUUGCUGGCCGUGAGCCAAAAGCUCUGUCAGCUCGGCCCACAGGAGCUCACCAACAGAGGAUGGGCUCCAGCUACCCUGCUGCCGCGGGAAGUGCGUUUGCUGGAUGCCAUCUUUCAGCGGCUCUGGGGCCUUCUGGAAGACUGCAAGGUGCAGGAGCCAGCCAGCGCUGCUCAGGCCUCAGCCGUGGCGCAGCACAGGGACGAGGCUCUUCUGCUGGCAACCUUGGGCUAG
Effrenium voratum is the source of this 1182-nucleotide messenger RNA. NCBI's taxonomy places the organism in Eukaryota, Dinophyceae, Suessiales, Symbiodiniaceae. The record is from the annotation of a GenBank genome assembly.